Beta vulgaris subsp. vulgaris (sugar beet) is the source of this 596-nucleotide messenger RNA. RefSeq names its product plasma membrane ATPase-like. Gene Ontology annotation, biological process: proton transmembrane transport; regulation of intracellular pH. Gene Ontology annotation, molecular function: P-type proton-exporting transporter activity. The transcript has 4 exons. NCBI's taxonomy places the organism in Eukaryota, Viridiplantae, Streptophyta, Magnoliopsida, Caryophyllales, Amaranthaceae. Gene Ontology annotation, cellular component: plasma membrane. Bases 201 to 581 code for a protein of 126 amino acids. The record is from RefSeq and is a predicted model, not a curated record.
UUCAAAAGUAUAUAUCUGCUUUGCAGGAGAAAAUACCUAUAGAGGAAGUGUUUGAGCAGUUAAAAUGCUCAAGAGAAGGUCUGUCAUCAGAAGAAGGAGCCAACCGUCUUCAAAUUUUUGGCCCAAACAAGCUAGAAGAAAAAUCGGAGAGCAAAUUCCUGAAGUUUCUUAGCUUUAUGUGGAACCCAUUAUCAUGAGUUAUGGAAGCAGCUGCUUUAAUGGCUAUUGUCUUGGCAAAUGGUGAUCAUAGGCCUCCAGACUGGCAGGAUUUUGUCGGUAUUAUGGUACUGCUAGUGAUCAACUCUACAAUCAGUUUCAUAGAAGAAAACAAUGCUGGCAAUGCAGCAGCAGCACUUAUGGCUAACCUUGCUCCUAAAACCAAGAUUCUUCGAGAUGGGCGAUGGGGUGAACAAGAGGCUCAAAUACUAGUCCCAGGAGAUGUGAUUAGCAUCAAAUUAGGAGACAUAGUCCCUGCUGAUGCUCGUCUUCUUGAGGGCGAUCCUCUGAAGAUUGACCAAUCUACUCUCACUGGAGAAUCUCUGCCAGUGACUAAGAAUCCUGGAGAAGAGAUGAAGAUUUAGCAUUCGAAGUUCAAA